Molecule: messenger RNA, 467 nt
Organism: Gigantopelta aegis
Lineage: Eukaryota; Metazoa; Mollusca; Gastropoda; Neomphalida; Peltospiridae
Product: perlucin-like
Exons: 5
Coding region: 1-399 (132 amino acids)
Molecular function (GO): signaling receptor activity
Source: RefSeq, a predicted model, not a curated record
AUGCCGGUAACUUCGGACUUCGGCAAUCUCGGCCUGGAAGUUUGUCGAGAAUUUGAUGGGUACCUCGUGGAAAUACAAAGUGCAGCAGAGGACACAUUUCUUCUAUCGCUUAUUAACAACAUAACAGCCCCCAGGUACAAGAAACGAUCUAACCCCGACGUAUGGACGGGCGGUAACGACAUGUUCAGUGAGGGUCAUUGGACGUGGUUGAAUAGCGGAAUCAAGUUCACCUACACGAACUGGCAUCCAGGCAACCCGUCCAACUCGUGGGGUCAAGAGAACUGCAUGCAGUUGCACCUUUCUGGAGGAGUCUACAAAUGGAACGACAGAGACUGCCUCCACAAGACGUAUUUCAUCUGCGAGUCAGAAUCCAGCACUGAUCCAGGAGUGAUCGGAUGACGACUUCCAGGAAGCGAAUUGUAGAAACAGAACUCAGUCAAUAAAUACGUGGUGAUGAUAUUGUGCAA